ACCAAAUUCUAAUGUUUAUAGCCUAAAUUCCCCUAAAAAAAUGAAGCACCAAACCUGGCCCAAUCAUUGUCUGCUGUUCAAUCCUUUUCUCUACCUUACAGUGUGGGGCCUGUGUCAUAUUCCUGCUACUGCAAGUUUCACCUCCCUAAAAAUAACAUAUCAUUCCAUAUGAGUGAUAUUUAAGCUCUUCAUCUCCAUGGAUUCCACAGCUGGCAAACAAAUUUGUCAUUGAAUUGAGCAACAAUUUGCAGGAGAUCAGGAAUGGGUCGAACAAAUGCAAAGGCGAGGAACAUGGACGAUUUCUUCGUACUGAAUGCGGGGGGAAUUGCAAGGGAAUCUGCAGCAAUUUUUCUGCAACAUUUGCCCUUUUUUGUGUCAAUUGCAGUUCUACUGGUAUCCCCUAUUUCUGCUGCCCUAAUCCUCUCCCGCGCCUUUCUUCCCCACUCUUACAUUGUGACCGGAUUCGGGCUUCAAAUCCGAGAAUUUGUCAAUUCUGCCGGAUUCCCCAAUUCGCGCUACACCCAUCUGAUUUGCAGCAAGCUGUCCCAGACAAUAAUCUGUUUCGUGCUCUGUUUCCCCAUUGUUGUGACAUCUUCUCUGCUUGCAAGAGCAGCAGUAGCCCAAACAGUGGCUUGGAUUUAUGCAGGGGAUAAACCCUCAUGGGAAAGGCUGAUUGAAGUUCUGCCCAGGCUUUGGAAGCGCCUUGUGCUGACAUAUAUAUGGGCAGGUGUUAUGGUAACUGGAGCAAAUGCUGUGAUUCUGGUACUGGUUUUAGGAGUAUUUAAGGUGGUCUCUGUUUUUGGAUUUCAUUCUAGAUUGGAAAUUGGGGCUGCUUUAGGAGGGGGGAUUGUUUACUCCAUUGUGUUUGCACAUGCCAUGAUAGUCUGCAAUUUGGCCACCAUUGUUUGUGUUCUGGAAGAGUAUAAUUAUGGGAUUCAGGCUGUGUGGAAGGCCCUGUUUUUGAUAAGAGGGAGGACCAGGAUUGCUCUGGCUCUGGCAAUUAUUGUGAAUUUGAGUUGGGCAUUUGUGGAGAGCCUUUUUUUACACAGAGUUAUGAGAGGAAGGAGCUCUGUUACAAAUAUGGCAUUGGAAGGUUCUCUGUUGGUGUUCAUGUAUUCCAUUGUGACUGUGAUUUAUGAUGCCAUGAGCACUGUGUUUUAUUAUACUUGCAAGUCAGCUCACUUGGAGUUGGUUUGCCUUGAUACUUUUCUUCCCUGCCCUGCAAAUCAAUGGGAGGACACUCACCCAGAAGGAAAUGAUAGUAAAGUGUGAGAUGGGUAUGAGUGUUCUGAUGUGUAAAAUAUGCAGGUUCGAAUUCUGUGUGUAAUUGUCACCCUCUUGUGUUGGAUGGGGUUGCAGAUUUGAAGUGAAUUAUUCAGAAGAGGCCGGAUUUUAAAGAAUGGAAAUUGGAAAAAUGUCAGUUUCUUUUUUGACAUCUGAUCCUGCAAAUGGGUGUUGUAUGCAUGGAAAAAGUAUCGUAGAGGUUAAAAUUUCUUUUUCCAAGUUGUUGGAAGAAAAUUAUCAAUUUCAAGUUGGUCUCUGAUUUUUUAUUA
This is a messenger RNA of Cryptomeria japonica (Japanese cedar), 1553 nucleotides long. RefSeq lists its product as uncharacterized. Bases 262 to 1272 code for a protein of 336 amino acids. The transcript has a single exon. NCBI's taxonomy places the organism in Eukaryota, Viridiplantae, Streptophyta, Pinopsida, Cupressales, Cupressaceae. The record is from RefSeq and is a predicted model, not a curated record.